Patiria miniata (bat star) is the source of this 2423-nucleotide messenger RNA. RefSeq names its product prolactin regulatory element-binding protein-like (gene preb). Gene Ontology annotation, molecular function: GTPase activator activity; guanyl-nucleotide exchange factor activity; protein binding. The coding region runs from base 72 to 1421 and encodes 449 amino acids. Lineage: Eukaryota; Metazoa; Echinodermata; Asteroidea; Valvatida; Asterinidae. Gene Ontology annotation, biological process: protein secretion. The record is from RefSeq and is a predicted model, not a curated record. The transcript has 10 exons. Gene Ontology annotation, cellular component: endoplasmic reticulum membrane.
GUAACCUUCGUUGAUUGUACAGUAAAACAGUAAGAAAGCGGGGUACCAAAACUGCUAUCGUGGCGAACAAGAUGGCGACCCACUUGGCCGAUUUAGAUUUUCCGCCGUAUGUCAUAAAAUGCGUCGACGAAACUCACUUUCUUGUUGCAGGAGGAGGCGGACAAGCAAAAACGGGAGUUCCAAAUGCAAUAGAGAUCUUUGAAGUGCAGAGGAGAGGGCACCGCUUAUUUGCGGACAGCAAAUUGCAAUGUGACACUGAUGUUGGAGACGAUAGGGCUGCCAUUAUGAAUGCUGCCCUACGUUUUGAUGGCAAAGAGUACCUUUUAGCAGCAGGAAAAGACGAGAACUGCCAAUUUUACAGAUUUGUUAAAACCAAAGAAGCAGUGAAAGAGGAUGAAGAGGAGCCCAAGCCUAACCAGGCACCAAACAAUGGAAAAGACACGGAUGGCACAAGGAAACGGAAGAAAGGAAAAGAUUCCAAACAGACCUCAGAUGACAAAAACUCCAAAGAAAGUACUACAAAGUCCGAGAAAAAUGCCUCCACAAACUCGCAGGAACCCACCGCUCUUGUCACCAAAUUUGACCUGGAGAGAUUAGGGUCAGUCCAGACGGACUUCACAACCGGAGACAAGUAUCAGAAAGCUGUGUGCUUUUCACCCAACGGAUUGUUCUUUGCCACCGGUGGAGCUGACGGACACGUCAGAAUGUGGUCUUAUCCUUCAUUUGAGAAGCAGUACGAGAUAGAGGCUCACUCAAAAGAAGUCGAUGAUGUCAUCAUUAACCCACUAGGAAACAGGUUGGUGUCUGCGUCCAGAGACUCAACAGCUAUCGUAUGGAGAACCGUGGACGGCAGCAAAGUGUGUGACCUGAAAUGGAACGGGGUACCAGCCGACCAGGCCAGCGGCUAUAGAGUCAGAUGCUGUAGGUUCGGCUUCACCGACAGUGACCCCAGCAAGUCCAGCAUGUACACCAUCCACAUCCCGCGCAUCCAGGGCAAGACAAAAUCCUCCUAUCUCACUCGAUGGAAUUCCAUCAAGUUCACCGCAGAGAAGACAGUGUGCACGGGGACUGACGUGCUGUCGGCUUUGAAUAUCAGCCACAGUGGCAACCUGGUAGGCGUAGGCACAAUGUCAGGAUCCAUUGGCAUCUAUGUCUCCUUUAGUUUGCAGAAAUUGCGUGUGGUGAAAGACGUGCACGGUAUCUUCGUGACAGGACUGUGUUUUGUCCCGAUGACAAGAACAACUCGUGCACUUUUAGGAGAUCUUGAGACAGCUGUGCUGAGUAUAUCAGCCGACAAGAAAGUGUCAAUCGUUGCCGUGGAACAACCAAUGGAGUUUCCAGCUUGGUUGAUGUUUGUCGGAGCCUUUCUUCUCAUUGUUCUCAUCUUCACUGGAUUAGCAGCGCUUGGGCUCAGCUUUUGAACUGUGACCCUUGACUCUUGAUAUGAUCGUUUGCACUGAUUUCGACGCCCGGCCAAUCAGAUGACGGGGAAAGGAGAAUUGUCAUGGCCCAUAGCAAUAAAGAUUACUUGAACUUGAACAAGCAUUGUCAUAUCAGAAGCUGUGUGGCUGUUACCUGUCCUCUUUUGUGAUUGGGUCUCCAAUAUGGGCUUCAGUGGGUUACAAGCCAACAUAUUGCGUACUGUGAUACUAAAUUUGGCCAGUGUAAAUGUUAAUUUGGUUGUCCUUAUUCAAUAAGGUGAGGCCUCCAGUUUACAAUAUAUUGUACAUGUUUAUAAGGCACCAGUGUUGGCAGCUGUAUUCAAAUUUUUAUAUGGCUAUGGAUAAGGAUAGUCAUCAUUUGUGUGUCAAAGGAAAGCCAUAGCCAGAGUUGUCCAAUGUUAGUAAGUGGCUGUGGAUUUCAGCCAAGUGUAAACCCACCAGUCUGAAGUCAAUCUGUAAUUGGUUGUUUAUUGAGAGUGGUCUGGUUGCCAGACUUGUUGGCGUUGUGGUUGUGUUUUCACGACCAGAGAGGUUUUUUUUUGUCAGUUAAAAUUUACGCAGUAAAUGCUUUUAGUCAUUUCUGUUAGGAUUGCAAUAUUAAUUUUGACACUAAGCAUUUUAAAAGUAUCUUCUCCAGCCCAGCCGCACCCUGGCCACACCCCAGCCGCAUCCUGGUCACACCCUAGCCGCACCCUGGCCACACCCUGAAUCAGAUGUUGUUAAUUAGGAACUAUCUUGUGCUGUACAUAUUUUAAUGUAAGAAAUGAAUCAUGAAAAUAACUCAAAAAAUAAAAUAUUAUUAAUUAUUAAAUUGACAAUUUAUAAUUGUAUUAUCAGCAGUACUUGAUUGGUAUUAAGCAGAAUACUAAUCAUUAACAUACUCUUAGGUAUUUCAUUAAGAGAAAAAAAUUGGACUUGUUUACUGAAUUUUGAAGAUGUAACUUUUAUGAUUAAAAAGUUGAUUGUAUAUUGUCAGAUGUA